Messenger RNA from Abrus precatorius (Indian licorice), 938 nucleotides. RefSeq names its product coatomer subunit zeta-2-like. The record is from RefSeq and is a predicted model, not a curated record. NCBI's taxonomy places the organism in Eukaryota, Viridiplantae, Streptophyta, Magnoliopsida, Fabales, Fabaceae. The transcript has 6 exons. The coding region runs from base 110 to 649 and encodes 179 amino acids. Gene Ontology annotation, biological process: intra-Golgi vesicle-mediated transport; retrograde vesicle-mediated transport, Golgi to endoplasmic reticulum; intracellular protein transport. Gene Ontology annotation, cellular component: COPI vesicle coat.
GACAGAGUCACAGAGGUUUCUUCAGAUUUUGUUUGUGUGUGUGUGUGUGUGAGAGAGAGAGAGAGAGAGAGAGAGAGAGAGAGAGAGCUUUCUCUUUGGUUUCUACAUCAUGUCUCCGGAGGCAUGUCCUUCUGUAAAGAACAUCCUUCUUUUGGAUUCUGAUGGGAAACGUGUGGCAGUCAAAUAUUUCUCAGAUGACUGGCCAACCAAUGCUGCAAAAGAAAAUUUUGAGAAAGUUGUGUUCACUAAGACUCAGAAGACCAAUGCCCGCUCAGAAGCGGAAAUAGCAAUGUUUGAGAAUAACAUUGUUGUGUACAAGUUUGUCCAAGAUCUUCACUUCUUUGUUACCGGUGGGGAUGAUGAAAAUGAGCUUAUCUUAGCCACAGUUCUGCAAGCAUUUUUCGAAUCUGUGGGCCUCCUCCUCAGAGGCAAUGUGGAUAAGAAGGAAGCACUUGAGAACUUGGAUCUCAUUCUAUUGUGCAUUGAUGAAAUUGUUGAUGGCGGUAUCAUUCUUGAAACUGAUCCAAAUGUUAUAGCUGGGAAAGUUGCAAGUAAUAGUAUAGAUUCUGGAGCUCCUUUGUCUGAACAGACACUAAGUCAAGCAUUGGCCACUGCCAGGGAACAUCUUGCAAGAUCCCUUCUUAAAUGAUCCAUAUGGCAUUUGGCAAUGGAAGAGACUUAUAUUUUGGCUUUUCCUAGAAACGUUUAUAAGAAUAUCACUUCAUAUAUUGCAUUUUCGAACCCAGAUGAGGGUGUUACUUGCGCUGUGAAAGUUAAUUUUUGACAUUGGAAUACAGGCUUUUUUUCUUUUUUUUUUGCAAUACUUUUCUUGUGACAUAUUGUUACAUUUAAUUGCCCAGUAAAGUUCAGGAUAUUGGCAUAUGGCAUUUUAUUGUUCUGAAAAUUCCAUCAAAGUCAAUUUAGUACGUACUAUUUCU